AAAGCUCAAGGAAAAUUUGAUUUCUCAGUCCAUCACCACUUUAAUGACGCCCUGGUGGCAAUGAUAAAUGAGUAUAUCACACAUAGCUUACAGGAAGGUGAAAAAAGUAUUAAUAGUGUGUUUUGACGUUGAUGUUCAGGGUGGUUUCACAGUUUCUGUGGUUUCUGGUUGAACAAAGAGGUGUUUAAACCAAGUAGCAUCAAAGAUCUUCAAACAAACAAGUGAAGAGUUUUACUGCAUUCAGACUCUUGCCAAACAAGAUGCUGCGAAGUAUCAUCCUGGUCACCCUGCUGAUAUCCUCAGUUUGUGCUUUUCACUGGGAAAUGCACAAGGAAGAGUCUAAUGAAAAUGAAAUUGAAGAAAGCUCUGGUGAUAUACAAACAGAACAACUCCCUGGAAUGUGCUGGGUUUGCAAGUGGGCCAUGAAGAAGGUGAAAAAACAGAUAUCCAAUGGAACAACUCAGGACGAAAUUAAAAAGAAGCUGUCGAUGGUCUGUGAUCAGAUCGGGUUCCUAAAGUCACUGUGUAGGAAGUUUGUGAACAAGUACACGGAUACCCUGGUCGAAGAACUUUCAACUACUGAUGAUGCCAGAACCAUCUGUGUUAACAUAAGUGUUUGCAAGAAAUAGGCAUGGAGAAAAUGGUUAGUUCAUCCAAAAAUGAAAAUUCUGUCAUCAAUUGCACACACUCAUGUCGCUCCAAACCCAUAAGACUUUCGUUCAUCUUCAAAACAUAAAUCUGAGAGAUCUCUGUCCCUUCAUUGAAAGUCAAGCAUGCUUGAGCUUCCAUUUACCAUAUUUGACCUCUCUGUUUAUAUGUGAAUAAAAGCUUAUUUGUAAUCUGUUCAUUAUAUAAAGUGACCGUGUCUCUUCAUAUUUUACAAUCUCUUUAUGAAAAUAUUGACGCGUCACAAUUUUGGGUGAAUAGAGGUUAAAUGAAAGGUCAGGAAAUCUCUCAGAUUUUGAAGAUGAACGAAAGUCUUGUGGGUUUGUAAUGACAUGAGGGCGAGUAAAAGGUGGUUGAAUUUAAAUUUUUGGGUGAACUAACCCUUUAAUUGCCUAUAAGAUUUAGA
Megalobrama amblycephala (Wuchang bream) is the source of this 1072-nucleotide messenger RNA. RefSeq names its product antimicrobial peptide NK-lysin-like. The record is from RefSeq and is a predicted model, not a curated record. The transcript is spliced from 4 exons. The coding region runs from base 261 to 629 and encodes 122 amino acids. NCBI's taxonomy places the organism in Eukaryota, Metazoa, Chordata, Actinopteri, Cypriniformes, Xenocyprididae. Gene Ontology annotation, biological process: defense response to bacterium; lipid metabolic process.